AUGUCCUUGUUUUCUCCGUCGAGGAAGCGGUCGCAUAAGGAUAGCGAGGACGAGUCUUCAUUUAGAUUUGAUGGAAGCGGAGAUUAUGAAGACGAGCAUGACGAGUUCGACGAUAGUGAGGAACUCGGGCAUGGUAAAGAAGAUCUUAUCUCUCCUCAUGUGAUGGUUGAACAAAUAGAGAGCUUUCACAAAUAUGCAGAAGAACGCGGGAAGCUGUCUGUCCCUUGGUCACGAAUGAAAGGCGUCUUUGAUGAUUGGAUGAGACACCAAAGUUCUUCGGUCGCAGACCCAGAAAACGUGCGUGAGUAUCUUGAUCGCCCCGAAAGUGUUCUAAUGCACAAAGACUUCCCUGUGAAGCCUCCAUCGCUCUUCCAAUACUAUUCUAAAAAAUUUGGAUAUACCGGAGGAGUUUCAAGAUAUAAGGAGAUAGCUGAUCGGAUGAAAGAAGAUCACGCUGGACGCGCUGAAUGCGAGCAGGAGUUAUUAGAACUUGAGAAAUCUUUUGUCGAAAAGUUGGAAGGAUUUUUGGCCAAUAAUAAUGGUGUACUGCUACCAAAACAAAAGGCAUUCGUGGAGCACAAGAUUAAACUCCAUCGGCGCAAGGUGUUCCCAGCACAACGAACUCCGAAAGCGAAAUCCAAUAAAUCCAACGGAAUGCCGAAAGAAGAAAAGACUGCGUUCGAUUUGUUUUGCUCGACGAAACAAGACAAAUAUACUGAUCUACCGGCAGAAGCGAGGUUGAAGAAGUUAAGGAAAAAGUUUGACAAGUUACCAGAGGACAAAAGAGAAAUAUAUGAGAAACUUGCAAUGGUUCGAUGA
Messenger RNA from Cooperia oncophora, 819 nucleotides. NCBI's taxonomy places the organism in Eukaryota, Metazoa, Nematoda, Chromadorea, Rhabditida, Trichostrongylidae. The record is from the annotation of a GenBank genome assembly.